GUCGGGUUUGUUCGACUACCAUGGCGUCCGUCAAUUCGCAUUUCACUGGAGAGCAGAAAUCGAUGUACACAUUUCCACUGCUCAAACCCUAACAGGCAGGAAGAAGAAGGUUCACGAUGGUGUGCAUACGUAAGGCGACGGUCGAUGACUUGCUGGCGAUGCAAGAGUGUAACCUUCUGUGCUUGCCGGAGAACUACCAGAUGAAGUAUUACUUCUACCACAUACUCUCCUGGCCACAGCUGCUCUACGUGGCGGAGGAUUACAACGGAAAGAUCGUCGGCUACGUUCUGUCCAAGAUGGAAGAGGAGACCUCCGAGUGCCAUGGACAUAUCACAUCACUCGCUGUCCUUCGUUCCCAUCGCAAACUCGGCAUUGCCACCAAGCUCAUGACCGCUGCUCAGAAUGCCAUGGAACAGGUGUUUGGUGCAGAAUAUGUUUCACUACAUGUAAGGAAAAGUAACAGGGCUGCAUUCAAGCUGUACACAGAGACAUUAGAAUACAAGAUCCAUGAUGUUGAAGCAAAGUACUACGCAGACGGUGAAGAUGCUUAUGAUAUGCGGAAGCAGCUCAAGGGUAAGAAACAUCAUGACCACGGCCACCACCAUCACGGUGGUGGGUGUUGCUCUGGGCAUGCUACUGAAGGAAAGCAUGCUUGAGACUAAAAGGGUAAAUGGAGGGUGAUUUGUGCGCAAGGCGUCAAAUGAAUAUACUACAACUAGGAAUAUAAGCUUUAAGCUUAUUUGAAUAUCAAAUUAUUAUUAUUAUUGGUCAUAUUUUGUAUGUUUUGUACUCGUUAAUGUAUCUGUAAUUGAGAAUUAUUUUCAGGACUUCAGAUCCUUUGUUACCUUGUACCUUAAUGAUAAACCCAAUUACCUUUUUCCUA
This is a messenger RNA of Cuscuta epithymum, 883 nucleotides long. The record is from the annotation of a GenBank genome assembly. NCBI's taxonomy places the organism in Eukaryota, Viridiplantae, Streptophyta, Magnoliopsida, Solanales, Convolvulaceae.